Symbiodinium sp. CCMP2456 is the source of this 2259-nucleotide messenger RNA. The record is from the annotation of a GenBank genome assembly. Lineage: Eukaryota; Dinophyceae; Suessiales; Symbiodiniaceae.
AUGGCGCCCAUCCAUGCGAUUACACUGGACAAUGUCGACGAGAUAGUCGAGAACUUGUAUCUCGGUGGUAUAACUGCAGCCUACGAGACCGAAAACCUUGUGGAGCAGGGGAUUCGGGCUGUGGUCUGUUGUGUCCGCGAGACAGAGUUCCCAAGCUACGACUUCAAUAAGCAGAUUCAUUAUUUCCGUGUCGACGUGGAAGAUGUCUCCAUCGAGCCCAUCGAGUACUUCUGGCCGGAGGCGAUGCAGUUCAUUCAUGAACAUCACUCCAAGGGCCUGCCGGUUUUUGUGCAUUGCCGUGCUGGGGUUUCGAGAAGUGCCUCCACUGUGAUCGCAUACCUCGUUAGCCAACUGGGCUUCACCUUGAAGGAUGCUUUCUUGCUGGCUCACAAGAAGAGACCGGUAGUUACACCCAAUCUUGGCUUUAUGGACAAGCUUUGUGAGCUGGAGAAGUCGAUCCUGGGGACUUCGAGCAUCGACUUGUUCAAGUACGAAAGCUGGUGGAGCGGCUCCCACAUGGCAGAGGUGCCUGACGUGGGCAUCGAAGAUCUCGAAGAGAAUCCUGAGCCGGCUGAGCCGGAGGUUCAGAGGGGACCUCCGGAGGCAGCGUCGCCUUCGUCUCCCGGCCGCUCCAGCGUGGCCCAAAAGCUCCAAGCGGCCAAUCGAAAGCUCCGGAUCCUCCGAGCCAUGUCGGACUUGGAGCAUCAAAAGCAGGUGCUCCUGGACCUUCCCGAUCUCGAGGAUGGUGACGACGGAUAUAACCCGGUUCAUAGGAAGCGCAUAGAGAGGAUCCGAUCCCUCCUCGUCCGCCAAGCGGCUCACGACCCAGAGUUGGGCUACUGCCAAGGUAUGCACCUCACUGCCGCCAUCUUCGUGGCUGCCUCCGAAUCUCAGGGGGAGGCCUACUGGCGCUUCCACGGUUUCACCACGGCCCUCCGGGGCUUGUGGCUCGGAUCAAGCGGCUUCCCGCUCCUGAAAAGUGGCUGCGCCUGCUUCCAGGAGCUUGCAAAAGGGAGGCCUUGGUUUCAGCACCUCCUGGCCUUGAAGAUUGAUCUGAACUUGUACCUUGCGCAAGCCUGGCUCGGGCUUUUCGGUCUCUGGCUGCCCUUCUCAGUCCUGGUUCAAUCCAUUCAGCUCUUGGAGGGCAGCCACAUGGCGGGGCUCCUGGCGAUGACCUUGGCCUUGCUGGAUCGACGCAGCGACCGCUUGCGUGAAGCCCAAACAGAGGAUGGUCUUCUGAGAGUGCUCUCGAGCAAGGAGGACAUCUCGGCCCGGGAGAUCUUGCAGGAGACCCGGAAGAAUCUAGCUGAGGCCUCCAUCGCACUGAAACACAACACGGAUGAAGCGGAGCUCACCCUGACCAUGCGAAAUUCCAGAGUCUUCUCAGAUGAGCAGAAGAUCUUGGAAGGCUUACCAAGCUUGUCCGAGUUGGUGCUCCAGGAACAGGUUGAGCCUGUCGUGACGGAGAUUGCGCCCGUACCCCGGCAGGACAUUUCCUGUUGGUCCUGCUUGGAAGCGUUCCGGAAGCCCAGAGAGAGCCCCCAAGUAGCGAAGCGUGCCGGAGCUAGCGUCCACGACCAAAACCAAGAGUUGGCAAAGAUGCGGAGCUUCACUCAUGCAACCAUCAGGCGCGAGGCACGGCAGCGCCUGUCUCGCUUGAACUGGGCUGAUCAGACGUGCUGCCGCACUUCGCCGACGACUGGAGAUCUGGAAGGGCUUACUGCAGCUUCCCGCCGAGCCCUGCCCCUGCAACUUCAGAUUCGCUCCGCAGCUCCACGAAUCGGCUCCUUGGUGCUCGGUGUCGAGGAGGCCCCCGCCUUGCUUUUCGAUGCCGAGUUCGAAUGUGGAAGCCUCGGCCCAGUCACGCGCAUGACGGCCAGGGAGUACGAGGUGCAGCUACUCUCUGAUGCUGGCGGUGGCUAUGUACAGUGGUUCUGCUUCCGGGUCAGAAAUAUGCGAGUCGGUAUGCCUUAUACCUUCCACCUCACGAAUUUGGUAAAGCCAGGAAGUCUCUUUGACGAUGGCUGCCAGCCUGUUCUCUUCUCGCGCCGGAGGAUGGAAGACUGUGGUGUCGGUUGGUCCCGGGAAGGAACCGACGUGGCCUACUACCCCUGUGGUUUCGGCGCUGGAGCUAGGAAGCACUAUUGUGUUUCCUUCGACGUGGUCUUCCCCUUCGAGGAGGUCCUGGUAUUGCUAUUGGUUGUUGCGUUUCGAUUGCUGCUUGUGCUAUGCCUGCUUCGGCUACCACCUUCACCUUGA